This is a messenger RNA of Lates calcarifer (barramundi perch), 972 nucleotides long. Its product is annotated as olfactory receptor 52K1-like. The coding region runs from base 1 to 972 and encodes 323 amino acids. NCBI's taxonomy places the organism in Eukaryota, Metazoa, Chordata, Actinopteri, Centropomidae. Gene Ontology annotation, biological process: G protein-coupled receptor signaling pathway. The record is from RefSeq and is a predicted model, not a curated record. Gene Ontology annotation, molecular function: olfactory receptor activity; G protein-coupled receptor activity. The transcript has a single exon. Gene Ontology annotation, cellular component: membrane.
AUGGACAACGUCUCACACAAACACUUUAUCCUCAACGGCUUUGAUGAACUCGGAGCACUGAGGCCCGUCCUCUUCAUCCCAUUCUCCAUCAUGUUCAUUGUGUCACUGUCGGCCAACUCCCUGCUGAUAUACAUCAUCAUUUCACAGAGAAGCCUCCACUCACCGAUGUACAUCCUCAUUGCCGGCAUGGCAUUUGUAGACCUGAGCCUCCCGGUGUUUUUUGUCCCCAACAUGUUGCUGAGCUUCUUGUUUGACUGGAGGGGGAUCUCUCUGAUGGGCUGUCUGGUUCAGAUGUUCCUCAUUCACUUUGUAGGAUCUUUUCAGUCCACAUUACUGGUAUGGAUGGCGCUGGACCGCUACUUUGCCAUCUGCAUGCCACUCUACUACCAUGAACAUAUGGUUUUACCAAAAUUCCUCAAGUUUGUGAUCCCACUUGUGAUCAGAAACAUCCUCAUGAUCACAGUGUUAGUGAGUUUAGCAGGAACAUUGUCAUUCUGUGCUUCAAAUGUGAUAAACCACUGUUUCUGUGAGCACAUGGCCUUGGUGGAGCUGGCCUGUGGAAAAACUGCCAUCAACAGCCUGGUGGGGUUACUGACUGUGUUCCUCACUCCUGUAGCUGAUGCCAUCUUUAUCGCUGUCUCUUAUGUGGUGAUAUUUAGGUCUGUGCUGAAAUCUGGCAGAUCAAGUAUCAAAGCACUUGAUACCACCAUCACCCACAUUGUGGUCAUCAGCGUCAGCCUGACUGUGGCACUUAUUGCUUUCCUGUCAUACCGGAUCAGAAAUGGUCUUCCUGCUGCAAUGCGUGUUUUCUUCAGCACCAUGUACCUGCUGUUCCCAAGCUGUUUCAACCCGAUCAUCUACGGCAUCAGGACCACUGAGAUCCGAAAGCACAUCCUGAAGAAGCUGACAUUCUGUUGCUUUGUCCAAAAUGUGCCCCAGUCUUUAAGAAACCAGAAAAAAACAGUGAUGUAA